Messenger RNA from Dimorphilus gyrociliatus, 1404 nucleotides. NCBI's taxonomy places the organism in Eukaryota, Metazoa, Annelida, Polychaeta, Dinophilidae. The record is from the annotation of a GenBank genome assembly.
CAAAAAGUGUUUGUUUUUUGAACCUCGAAAACUGCUGUCGUCGUCGAAAGAAUUUCAAUAACCUUGCUCCUUUUGUGUGUUAUAAGCAAAGAAUUCUCCGAAAUGGAAGGCGAACAAAUACAACCAAGUGAGAGCGAAACGCUUACGGAAAAUCUUACUGUACCGGCACGACCAAUAACGCCGACACUUCGUGUGGAAGAAUUAAAAGAAGACGAAAGAGUGAGAACAACAAGUGGAAGCGACGUUCAGAAUAGCUCCCUUACAGGUAGUGAGGGAGAGGAGCAAACUGCUGCUGACUUUGUAGUCCCAGAAGAAGACUUGCUUCAACGAAUUAUUCAGCAGGUCGAGUUCUACUUUUCAAACGAGAGUAUACUCAAAGAUGCUUUUUUGUUGAAACACGUGCGUCGCAACAAACAAGGCUAUGUGAGCAUUAAAUUAAUCACGUCUUUUAAACGGGUCAAAGGCUUGACCAAAGACUACAGAGUAGUUGCUUAUGCAUUAAAACAAUCUGAUAAGUUGGAAGUGAACCCGGAAAACACCAAAGUUAGACGUCUUGAAGCCUUGCCAGACUAUGACGAAACCACACCAUCGAGAUCAAUUGUUGCUAUAAAUAUUCCAUUAGAUAAUCCUCAAGUUGGCGGUGUUGGUGAUCUAUUUAAAGAUUGUGGAGAAGUGACCCUUGUUCGCCUAUUGAAGGUCGGUAAGCCAUAUCCACCGGAAGUAAAAAAGUAUGUAUCGAAAUAUCCGGAUUUGGCAGACAAGCCUUGUGCAAUAAUCGAAUUCGAAAAACACGAAUGUGCGCAGAAGGCUGUCGAGCUGUUUAACAACACUACUGAUUUCCAAGGUAUGAAAGUUCAUGUACUCGCCACCAACAAGAAGAAAGGUGGGGAUGAUGAAGAGAAAAAGAAAAAAUUGACAAAGAAAAAAACCAAAGUUGGAGAAUUAGUAGCCAACAUGGGAGGAGGAGGUGAUUCAAGUUCUGAAACUGAUAACCUGGAAUAUUAUUCAAGAAAUAGGAACCCUAAUGGGGGUGCAAUAAAAAAAGACCAUCUUAGUCCCGCUAUCUCGCCGAAAUCUUCGCCACGUUCCAGUCCCGGACCAAGCCCAAGAAGUUCACCAAUGUUUAGACGCCGAAGUAAUCCUGUGCCUUCCCCUCUAGCUGCAAGUCCGGUCUUUAGUCCAAACGCGAGUCCUAGAAUGCAGAGAGGCGAAUUAGGAGUCUCUUGGAGGAAAAAACAGGAUAACAAAGGAAAUCAGAACUUUCAAAUGUCGCCAAGGACCAGCCCUCGUAUGGCCAGACGAAUCUUAGAUGGCGGAAUUAUAAGACAACCAAAAGGACCAGAUAAUACUGUUCAAGGAUUCUAUGGAGGAAAAGGAAGAGGAACUGUCGUGGCAACUAAUUAA